Messenger RNA from Fusarium fujikuroi IMI 58289, 528 nucleotides. RefSeq lists its product as uncharacterized. The transcript has 2 exons. The record is from RefSeq and is a predicted model, not a curated record. Bases 1 to 528 code for a protein of 175 amino acids. Lineage: Eukaryota; Fungi; Ascomycota; Sordariomycetes; Hypocreales; Nectriaceae.
AUGUCACCGAAAGCGUCCAUCACCUUCCUGGGACUACACUGGAACAAUUGUGGCCCGUCUCCGCGAUCUCUAGGUAUCCACGUUGUUCGGGGUGAGAUGUCGCCGACUCGCAAACGGAGACGAGCGGCGUCCAGGAUUCCCCGCGCCCAUGGAGAGAGGUCUCAUCUUCAAGUUUACGUUGUGAAGAAUGGAAAGGCUCCAACAGCCAUCAACGAUAAGUCGUUAUCCCCAGCAAAUAUCAGGAAGAAACGUUCAGCAAUAUUGUCCUAUCCACCUCAACCGGACGCAUUGCACCAGCUAUUGUCCGUUAUUUUAGUCGAGCAAGACAUCGAUGAGGCGAUCGUUCGUCAAGCUGAUGAAGGCGAUCUCGAAGAUGGCAACGAUAGCAAUGUCGAUGGUAGCAAUGUUUGUAGGGCACGACUUAUCGGGGGUGACUAUGGAGAAUCCCAGCAAAAGAGCAUUUCAAAAGCCAUCAAGAACAGAGAGGAAGCAAAGAAAUCAAUCGAGGCAGAGUGGGUAGUUAUAUGA